UGUAGGGUUCAGGGGUGGAGCACGCAGCCCCAGGCCCGUGCUGAGUUCUUCCGGCCGGCGGUUUGCAGGGGAUGCUGCAGGCGGCGGUGUGGCAGCAGAAGGGUCCGACGGGUUGGAGUAGCAUGCUACGCUGGGUAUUUCGUUUGAGAUGGUUUGCAGGGACCGGGCUUACCUGUGCUAACUGCCGUACUCAUCACCGGCCGUGCGACACGUUUGUUCGUUCCGAUGGAUCUUCGUGGUAUGACAUAUUUGUAUGCUUCGUUCGCUGACCGGCGUGAUACUAAACCCACAUGCAUUGCGCUGUGAUUGAUGGCACUUGCAGCUGUAUUUCGUACUGACUAGCACCUGGUGGCGAUGUUAUGAUAUCCAAUUGGCAUCUGUGCCUGUGAUGCACAUUCGUGCAUGUAUGUGGCAAUGCCCCUUGGCCUAAACCUGGGCGUACAACGCAACUAGCACAUAAAAAAUCUUCAUCCGCUGGUUAUGGGAAUGUGAAUUUGUCGGGAACUAACGCGGUUGGACGGACAAACUGCUGAUCGUGGUGCGGCGGUUGCUCAUGCAAACACCAUCUGGCCGGCGAAUGUGUGUGGCUAGCUGGGCUUUAGGAUGGAUUGGUGAAUGAUCGAGGCUCUUUAUGGGGCAUGCGUUGUCUGCUGGCAGCAGCCAGCUACGCAUAUAGGUGGGCGUGCGCGUUGGGGGAACCGAGGAAGGGAGCAUUUUAUGGGCGGAAAACACCAAAACCAGCGAACGUACGUGUACGGGGGGGUUGGAUUCCCGAGGGAGUUCGGGGGUUCUGAGUUCGGGGGUACUGAUUUUACGGAGGCUGACAUGUUCGAUGGCGCAGGUGGCUAACGUUGUGCAAGGGUGCAACCGCUCCGAACGACACGGACUGGGGGCUACGGAUGUAACGGAGAUGGUGUGGGGAAGAUUGGGGGCAACCGGGGCCUUCAACCCCUUUUUUGGAUUGUGCACUGCACGCUGUGUAUGUGGUGUACUCUUUUACGCCUUGGCCAGAUCAAUCACAGGCCCGUACGUUGCUGAAGAACUCUUUGUGAAUGUGCGGGAGAGUCACACACGCUGCGUGACCGACGGAGGCUGCUGAGCAGAGCGGUGACGCUUUCCCGUUCCUUGGUGCAAUUGCAGUUCUUGGGGUGUAGCGCAUGUCCUACUUGGGGCGCGCCUCGGCCGCGCGCGCGUUCUCGCAAAUAUAGUUUGGCCAAGCACGCCUUGAUGCGCAUGAACGCACGCGGGCGCCGCGUGCAGCUAAGUAUGCGCGCAUGUGGAUCGGUUGGUUGGUUGGCAGGUUGGUUGGUUGAGCUGGUUGGUCGUUACUUGGCUGGCCACUAACAGCCUCCCUUCGCCUGUAAUUACUUACGGUCGCAUUCUGAGUAAUGCGGUGUGCGUGUUUAUGAAUGUUCAUGUAUGUGUGUGUGUGAGAGCACAAGAGAAGGAAACAUGUGCUUGUGUGCUUCAACGUAUGUGCUGGUUAUGCUGGGAUGGGGAUUUGCUGCCAUUGAUACGAUAUACGUGAUGACCGCCGGGCGACCAUUUGGCGACGUCGGAAGUCUGAUGGAAUGAAUGUCAAGCCUGGGGCCUAGGAACAUUAGCGGCCGCGCCUUGGGGCCGCAGUCCACGUGCCAAGACUGUGGCAAAAGCUAACAGUAUAGUUUGCAUGAUUGGGGAGGGGUGAAGAGUAGUGGCUGAGCAAUGCGGCGUACACAUGCGGUAAGCGCAAUGCAUUCACAACACUUGUGCGGAUGCGUGCAGCAGCGGGAACGAGACAGUGAAGCUAUGUGUGUGUGCGCGUAGAUGUCACGUUGGCGCUCGUGCACACACAAGGAUGCGGUCAUGGAUCCAAGCGGGCUGUGGCAAUGUGGUGUUUGAGAGGAUAAGGCAUCAUGUGUUGAAUCUGUGUGUGUAAGUGUGUGCUGUCGGGUAAGAUUUAUUUCUGUUUGGGUUGGUGCCUGCUGUGCUUGUGCUUGACAGCGGGACGUGGCUGGACGCAUGGCGGGCCGUGCCUGUACAAACCGACCCCGGCUAUGUCCGGGAGCUGAGGUAGACGCUUGCGGCCUUAGAUGGGAGACGUGGCGUGGGGCGCAGCCCACUUUUCCCUCGGGAGGGAAAACCAUAUUGUCCACCACAGCCCUUGUUUCCUCUAGCCCCCGUGCAGCAGGGGACACGUAUGGCUGUGGAUUUGUACGUACAUAGAAGGCGCAGCCUCAUGCAGGUAGUAAAGUGUGUUUGUGUAUGUAUGUGUGUGUGUGGUUUCCAGUUUGAGCACGGUGGUUUGUAAGGUUUCUGUGCUUCGCUUGUUGUAUACCGCGUGGGCGCUUGUGGGGGCGGUCCAUGAGUCCUACAAGCAUGAGGAGCGACCUGGGCUUAAGUGUGCUUGCAAAGUUUCGCCCCGCUGUCAGACAUACCGUUGGCAUCGGGAGGCAGGCCGGGCGGGAGGUGUGACCCCUGAAUGCAACAGAAGCACGGCUGUGUGUCUGAGUCAUGAAGAGCGGUGGAGUUGCAGGCAAUGAGGUGGACGGGUUGUGUUUCCCGAAGGGAUGCACCCGGCAACUAGCAGCGGCCCCUCCCACGGCCCGUCCUCGCCCUUGAAUUCUACGGACGGCCAAUGGCCAAAGCCGAGGAAUUACCGUACGGUAGUGCGUAUGUACUACAUGAUUGCAUGAAUUACCGUACUGUAUGUCGUUCGGUUCGGAGCUAUGACUCGGAUGCGAUUAUGAGAUGUGCGCCUGGCUGCUGGAUGCGAUAACCCUUGUCUGGGGCUGGUCCUCCCAUUAUGAUAUUCUGUCAAUACCGGGAGGCGGAGACAGGCGGGAGGGAUGUGUGCUGGUGGUGGUGCCUUGCCUGUCCUUACCACCCUAGUAGGAUGCAUGCUGUAGAAUGAUGCGCGUGGUCGCUACGCAAGCGUCUGUCGUGUGCACCGUUCCGUGCACAACAUGUUUGUGAGACUCGUUUGCCUAUUGCGAGAUGCCGUAUGAUUGAUAGCGGCGGCGGGCGGCGUGUAUUUGUGGCGGCGUACAAUGCAUUGAGAUUUAUGAAGGAGAUCCCCGCCGCCGCCUGCGGGCCGCGGGCCGCGGGUGCGUGCGUGCGUACGAGCGCAUUGCCCGCGAGAGCGAGGGUGAAGGACUUGCUUGCUGAGAGGUGUAUGUCCCAAAAUGUAAGUAAGUCGGUGG
Messenger RNA from Chlamydomonas reinhardtii, 3182 nucleotides. RefSeq lists its product as uncharacterized. Bases 72 to 269 code for a protein of 65 amino acids. Lineage: Eukaryota; Viridiplantae; Chlorophyta; Chlorophyceae; Chlamydomonadales; Chlamydomonadaceae. The transcript has a single exon. The record is from RefSeq and is a predicted model, not a curated record.